Molecule: messenger RNA, 2930 nt
Organism: Aspergillus saccharolyticus JOP 1030-1
Lineage: Eukaryota; Fungi; Ascomycota; Eurotiomycetes; Eurotiales; Aspergillaceae
Product: putative mitochondrial respiratory complex I chaperone (Cia84)
Exons: 2
Coding region: 180-2570 (796 amino acids)
Molecular function (GO): protein binding
Source: RefSeq, a predicted model, not a curated record
CCCCAUCCGUCCAACUGGUUCAAGCUACAUUACAACAGCCUCAAGUUGCGGACUCCAUCCCUGCAAGCCAUGGUUCAACGUAGCUCGGCAAGCUCUCAAAUACACCUCCGGUUUUUCCUCCCGAUUCAUUCUUAAUCUGUCCCUCAAUCCGGUGUUUCGCGAAGCAUCGGAACUCCCAAAUGCAAUCUCAUCUCACCCGGCGGGUUUUCCGCGCGAUUCUUAACAAUGAACCGCUUUCCACUUCGCGCUGCCUCCAUCGCUCACUACAUACUGUCCGGAGCCAUCUGCCUCGCAGGAUCACUUUCCUGUCUCUCUCUCAUAAACAGCGACGCGGCCUCUUCGCGUACAAUGCGAUACCCACCGCUAGUGCCCAGCCUGCAACUUUACCCUCUGAGAUCGGCCUAAAGCCAAUGAGAGACCUCAUGAGAUCAAUCUCCGACAAAAGCAGAGGGCCUAGUUUUGAAAUCUUGGCCAAUGCCUUCAACGACUUCUUGGACCAACGGGCAGCAAUCCCUGGCGUUAUCACCGACUUCCAUGCCACAUUGCUCUCUGUUACCUGGCAUUACAUGCGAACUCAUGCGGAAGAAUUGAAUCCCGAGGAGUGGCAAAGGACAUUAUCUACUGAAGCUCUUGAAAACAUGCUUUUCGUCCUAUCACAGGCAAAGUGUCUCCAUGAAUCACAAUUGACUGUGCGCGAAUUGGCUCACGCUGCUUUCUCGGAAUUGUGCCGUGACCCGUCGCCCGGUAUGAAACAUAUCAGUCGUUCGGCUUUCAUUGCAUAUAUCAACAUCCAGGCUUUGAAUGGCAGGCCAGAUGAAGCGCGCGAAGUCUUGGAGCGUUUCUGGUUCAGAUUGAAGACGGCUCGCCCAACUCCUUGGCAUGUGGUUAUCAAGGGCUUUGCUAUCGUAGGUGAGAAGCGCCGCCUAGAACAGACGGUCAAAAACCUUGAGAAAUUUGACGUUGAGUUCGAGCAAAAAUCGCAUGAAGACCUGGUUAAGCUGCUUAUCCAAGAGAGACUGCUUGCUGCAACAAAGACAAUUUAUGAAUGCCCCUUGUCGAACGGACAGACACCCACUGUGGCUACCAAAGAGGCUGUUAUCAAAUAUGCAAUUCUGAACUCCGAAACCGCGUGGGCGCAGUCAGUGUACGAGUCACUUUCGCAUUUACCGGUCACACAGACCCUAGGCAUCACCCUUUUCUGGGAAGCUGUGCAAAAGCAGAGUGCAUCCGCCGUCUCAGAUAAGGCCAGCAUCUUGAUGGCGGGCGAUGAGCUCGCAAGGACAGCCUUGACCAUCUCGUGCGUGAACGAUCUGAUUGAGUACGCAAAUGCCAUUGAAAACCCUGGUCUAGCAGCCAAAUUCGCUGUGUUAGCCUCUCAUUGGGGUCUAGAACCAGACGCAAGGACACAACUUCUGCAGUUAGAAUCUAGCAUUCUAGCGGGCGAUAUCGGAGGAGCCUUCAGCUCUAUGGAGGAUCUGCAUGAUCCGGAAGCGCUAACAGUUGUCAACAUGCCACUAAUGAACAAAUUAGUCAGACUUCUUUGCCGCUCUGGUCAGGACGAUGCGAUAUUUGACCGUAUAUCAGCCUUUCUGGAUCCGUUAUUCGAGAAUAAUGUACGGUUGGAGGCAAGCACCGUGGCAGCGAUUACACGCAUGCUACUCUACCGCCUUGACUGGGAGGGCGUUUCAGGCCUGCUCAGACCACGCCUCGGCCUGUAUGACUCUGAGGAACGGACAAUUAUUCGCAACUCGCUGGCCAAAUUUAUAAUGGAGCCUUCCCAAAAAGACACCGACGCCUGGGAGGCAUAUAACUUGUUACUGCUUGCCUUUCCGGAGACCGGUGUCAUCUUGCGCACAAAUAUCAUGACCUCGUUCUUCAAACGCCACCGUAGUGACCUCGCUUACCUCGUCUUCGGCCACAUGCGACAGGCGGAGGACUUCGCCCGACGACCCAAGCCCGACACCUACGCCCGCUGCUUCGUUGGCAUUGCUCGCACCAGAUCCGUAAAGCACCUUCAACUCGUGCACAACAUGCUCAAACUUGAUGUCGAGGUCGAUCUGACCACACGCGUGCUCAACGGGCUUAUGCUCGCCUACGCCUACUGCGACAUGCCCGAGCAGGCAAUGAAGGUCUUCCGAGACAUACUCCAAUCGGAUGAGGGCCCGUCCCCCAAGACCAUUCGCAUCUUCUUCGAGACUUGUGCCAGACACAACAAUGGCGUCGAUGAGGCCCUUAAGAUGAUGGACAAGGUCAAACUCUUGGGCAUAGAGCGCAGCCGACAAUUGUACAUGACGUAUGUCAAGGCUCUGGCCGCCCACUGUGAGUUCGAUCUUGCUACUGAGGCCUUGGAGAAGAUGGAGACCGAGACUGGCUUCACGCCGACCCGCAACUCCAUCGGCGAAUUUUACAAUACGAUCCCUUAUCAACAUUGGAAAGAUGAGGUGGAGAAGUGGGCUAGAGCCAGAUUUCCCGAGCUGUGGGCACAGCUGGAACAGGUCGAACGCACAGAACAUGAUGAAGGCCAGCAAUUCAGUAUCGAAACGAAAGAGAUUGACGUCGAGACGUGUUAGUCGGAUGUACUUUCUGAAAAUGGCAAGUGUGUGUAUAUAAUGCAUUUCUAGCGGUUUAUUAAGGUUCCGAUGGGUCGGCGUUCGUUGUUUAUAAUAACGUACAUGCAACUGCACCAAAGUGACAUGUCACCACCUGGUGAGAUUCGGGAGAGGAGCGGGGAGUUGCGUCGUCUGACGCGACAAAGAUUCGAAUGUUCCUCAGAGCGUGCUCAUUAUAUGCGAGUACACUUGCGAAGAAAAGACUAGGUGCUCGAAUUGCCAUCCAUGCUACGAGGAGACAAGCGAUGUCAAUCAAGGGAAUCAAGAGCACUAUGUAUGUCGAUGAACAAAUCAUUAUAUUAGGCUAGGCUUGUUGGCUUU